Molecule: messenger RNA, 2148 nt
Organism: Closterium sp. Naga37s-1
Lineage: Eukaryota; Viridiplantae; Streptophyta; Zygnematophyceae; Desmidiales; Closteriaceae
Source: the annotation of a GenBank genome assembly
AUGGCCUCGUUUCGAGGAUCACUGCUGCUGCUAGCAGGUUGCUUGCUCCUGGCGCUUCAAUGCUGUUGUGCAAGUCGCAAUUACUAUGAUAUUCUCCAGGUGCCGCGAUCGGCCAGCGAGGAUCAGAUCAAGCGCGCGUACCGCAAGCUAGCGCUCAAGUUCCACCCGGACAAGAACCCCGGAGAUGAGGAAGCAAAGAAGCGGUUCCAGGAGAUUGGCAACGCGUACGAGGUUCUCUCAGACGGUGAGAAGCGGCGGAUCUACGACCAGCACGGCGAGGAGGGCGUGAAGCAGCACAGCGCUCAGCAAGCAGCUGGGGGUGGCCAGGACAUCUUCUCACAAUUCUUUGGCGGGUUUGGAGGGUUCGGGCAGCAGCAGGAGGAGGAAGAGCAGACCCCAAAGGGCGACACAGUCACAGUGGACCUCGAGGCGUCGCUAGAGGACCUGUACAACGGCAGGUCGUUUCAGGUGUGGCGAGACAAGAACGUGGUGCGAUCGGCGCCCGGCAAGCGCAAGUGCAACUGCAAGGCGCGCAUGGUGACGAGGCAAAUCGCCCCGGGCAUGUUCCAGCAGUUCACGCAGCAGGAAUGUCAGGAGUGCCCGAACGUGAAGUACGAGCGCGAGGGCAUGCCCAUCGACGUGGACAUUGAGAAGGGCAUGAAGGACGGGCAGGAGAUCACCUUCUACGAGGAGGGAGAGCCCGUCAUGGAUGGCGAUCCUGGUGACCUCAAGUUGGUGAUCAAGACGCGGCCGCACAAGCAGUUUGAACGGAGAGGGGACGACCUCCACAUGAACCUCACCAUCUCCCUCGUGGAUGCUCUCGUGGGCUUUAAGCACUCCAUCACUCACCUCGACAAUCACCUCGUGGAAAUCGGCACCUCUGGUGUCACGCGGCCAGGGGAGGUGCGGAAAAUAAAGGGCGAGGGCAUGCCGAUUUACGACACCACCAAAAAGGGAGACUUAUACGUGCAGUUCACUGUAGACUUCCCUAAGUCGCUUACAGAGGACCAGAAGGAAGUGGUUCGGAAGACUUUUGGGGCGUCGGGCAGCACGGGCAGCGGCAAACUACAUGAGGAAUUCUUGACCGCUCUCCUCCGCCGCCCUCCGCCCUCCUCCGCCCUCCUCCGCUGUCCUCCGCCGUCCCCCGCUCUCCUCUGCCGUCCUCCGCCCUCCUCCGCCCUCAUCUGCUCUCCUCCGCCGUCCUCCGCCGUCCUCCGCUCUUCUCCGCUCUCUCCGCCCUCCUCCGCGCUCCCCCGCUCUCCUCCGCUCUCAUCCGCUCUUCUCCGCUCUCCUCCGCUCUCCUCCACUCUCCUCCGCUCUCCUCCGCCCUCCUCCGCGCUCCCCCGCUCUUCUCCGCUAUUCUCCUCUGCUGCUGUUGCCUCAGUUGUCAUUUCCUUUCCUGGUUUUGCCUCUUCUGCUUCUGCGUUCCGUGUGUUGUCGAAUCUGUUUCUAGGAACUCAGGUGUUUGCCCGAGCAGACGUGAAGGGUGCUUUUGACUCGGAUGUGAAUCUUCCCUCUUUCCCCUCUUCUUCACUUCCUCUUCUUCCCCAUUCAUUCCGGCUGGCAGCAAGUGCGUCUGGACUACGUGUUGGCGGAUGGGGUGUUCGCCCGAGCAGAUAUCAACAUCACCGACGUGAAGUGUUAUCAUCAGGUGACUGUACCGAGGUCACGAGAAAGGAAGGGGGGAAGGGGGGUUAUGGAGGAAUCGGAAGGGAUGUUGAGGUAGUGUUGCUGGCCAGAGAAGGGAAGGGGGGGUAUGGAGGAAUGGGAAGGGAUGUUGAGGUGGUGUUGCUGGCCAGAGAAGGGAAGGGGGGUUAUGGAGGAAUGGGAAGGGAUGUUGAGGUGGUGUUGCUGGCCAGAGAAGGGAAGGGGGGGUAUGGAGGAAUGGGAAGGGAUGUUGAGGUGGUGUUGCUGGCCAGAGAAGGGAAGGGGGGGUAUGGAGGAAUGGGAAGGGAUGUUGAGGUGGUGUUGCUGGCCAGAGAAGGGAAGGGGGGGUAUGGAGGAAUGGGAAGGGAUGUUGAGGUGGUGUUGCUGGCCAGAGAAGGGAAGGGGGGGUAUGGAGGAAUGGGAAGGGAGGUUGAGGUGGUGUUGCUGGCCAGAGAAGGGGGGGAAGUCAGAAUUUGCGCAUUCCAACCUUGGCACCUUUAG